Anopheles funestus (African malaria mosquito) is the source of this 6286-nucleotide messenger RNA. Its product is annotated as trithorax group protein osa-like. The transcript is spliced from 9 exons. NCBI's taxonomy places the organism in Eukaryota, Metazoa, Arthropoda, Insecta, Diptera, Culicidae. Gene Ontology annotation, molecular function: DNA-binding transcription factor activity, RNA polymerase II-specific; zinc ion binding; RNA polymerase II cis-regulatory region sequence-specific DNA binding. Gene Ontology annotation, cellular component: nucleus. Gene Ontology annotation, biological process: regulation of transcription by RNA polymerase II. The coding region runs from base 1518 to 3923 and encodes 801 amino acids. The record is from RefSeq and is a predicted model, not a curated record.
UAUUGGGGACGGGGGGAGGGACGGAAAUGCCCGAAACUCCCCCACCCCGGGAGGGGUUCCCUGGGAAAGGUACACUGGGCCCAAACAGUAACCCCGUGUCAGUAUGCUGCUAGUACGGUGAAGGUAAAGAUGAGCAUUGCUCGUGUGUUGCUCGUUCGAUACGAUUUCGGAAUAGUGGAAAGUUUGUUACUGCUGGUGCUGGUGCAUUUGCUGGCUUAGGGUUGUAAAUCGUGCCCAAGGUUUUUGUUGUUUUGGGCACGUGCCACAGUGGUAAAAAAGAAGAAAGUAAGACACACGGAAAAUAAGCAAAAGAAAAGCAAUUCGACCCGGCUUGAUAUGGAAUUGAAUUGAGUUAAAAUUCACGGCUGAUAAACGUUCGCGUUCGGAGCGGUUUUGAACAGACUCGUUGCAAGACGACGGAUUAUACCUACCUACCAAUCAAACAGUCAGAGCCAAAGCCAAAGUGCAGUGUUGUGUUGGGUUAGUUAUUUGCAAGUGCAAGUUGCUGCUGCAGGAACUCUUUCUCUCGGUGUGUGACAGGUGCAGCUCUGGUGUGACGUAUCCAGAUGUCUAGUGUGUGAGUCCGUGAGUCCUUUUUCCCGGUCACUGCACCAGACAAAACACCAGCUAGAUCUUGGCAUAAAACCAGACCACACACUUCUGCUUCUAUCAACCUUCAACGGGACGCAACGCGCGUCCAGCCGCGUUCAGGGCCAUAAUCGUGUGUGUGUACGACCAUGUACGACCAAACCGAUGGGCGGUGACCAUCGCCACCGGUGGUAGAAAAGAGUCAAAAAGAAGAAGAAAAAAAUCGCAUCCGUUUGUGCAAAAUCCACUGCGCACCAGGGGAAAAGGGGUUGUUUUUUGUUGUUGUUCGUUGAUCCAUUUGUCUUGUUGAGCCAGGGAAAACGCCACAGGGCUGAAAAAAGGGAGCGUGCCACAGUACGAUUUGUGUUUAUCCCCGUGCGUGUAUCAGUGUUCAAGUACGAUCUUGGUGGCUCAGUGUGUGUGUGCGCGUGUGUAUGUGUGUUAAUGUGUUUCUGGUCGUUGGAUGAAAACGGGCCCCACGCCGACGUAACGCGCUCACGCAGAUUCGGCGAUACAAUCAACUAAAACUCCCCCGUCUGCUGGUGGGGCCACCUCACGAUGGUGACGCGGAACGAGCCGUCAGCGAUGGAAUGCACACCUUUCGACCACUUUCGAUCGGUUACGGCUAGUGCAACUACACUACAGGACGUGUGCAAUAUUUUUCGCUAGUAUACUCUUCAUGGUGCUUCAUCAUCUGACCGGUAGCAAGUUAAGCAUCACGGCAACGAUCAUAACACGGUAUCCACGUUACCUAAGCUGGUACGGUGUUCCGUAUUCAACCAUUCGCUAAAGUGCAUUCAAACGAACCGUGUACGUGUGUCAUAUAUCGAACGUUCAAUACCGAAACAUAACCGAUAGAUAAAACUCCCCUAUCUGUGAAGCAUAUCGACGUGCAAUAGCAAGCAAAACGUGUGCGCCUGCAUUCAAAAAUGAUCGACAACGGGUACUCGUACGUGACGCGAGAUAAUCUACGUUACACCGAGCUAAACGAUGGCCGUUCCUACGCCCAGAUGGGUACGCUGGCGUCUCCGCCGGCAAUGGCCAACCGGGGCCUGUCCGAGUAUGACAGCACGGCGGUACAUUUGGCAAACCAUCGGCCGUACGAUCCGGCACCACAGACCGCAUUCGAGCGGUACGAUACAGCUUAUGCCCCACAGCGCACGGCACUGUAUCCGGCGGCAGCGUACGGCUACACGCAACCGACGAUCAUUGACGAGGAGCAGAAGUAUCUCGGUGCGGACAGUAACCCACACACUACCGAUGUGCAGCAGCCGCAAACGCAUCCACACCAUCACCUUGGGCUUGGUGGUCCGACCGCACCGGACGCUCGUACCCAUCACACCAUGAUGAAGGUCGAAAUGGAUGACAGUGCCGGUCCGAUUUAUCCCCGGCCGAUCUAUCAUUACGAUCCAUCCACGUGCGGUGCGAUGCCGCCCGGCUUUUCCGCGAUCAAUCUGAGCGUGAAGGAGUCGAGUCCACCGUUACCACCGGCCUACAAGACGGGCCCCGGUUCACCAUCACCGAAUGGACGGCGGGUAGGUGACGAGAGGGGGAAUAAGAUAUCGUCCACCAGUCCAGAGCCGCAGGUCAGCCCGACGGGCGGUCGUCGUAACAGUAGUCCUCAGGCAUCACUCGAUCUGAGCUCCAACAACAGCGGUGGUACGAGUCCACAGUUCCCGAAUCGCCAGAGUACGAACAUCAACACCAAUACCAACACCAGCACGAGUGGAAAUACGAGCAACACCAACAGCAACGCUGUGUAUACGAGCGAGGUAAGCGAAAGCCGUCCGGCGGAGGUGAACGCAAACGACUACGGCAAUACGGCGGAACGUCCGCUCGGUAUGGGAUUUGCCCGGCCACAGCCACCUUCAGCAUCCUACAGCCGAGAGUCAACGCCGGACAGUGGUGGAUCGUACUAUGCCGACAGCUAUCGCGAUCAGAGUGGGUAUAGUCCACAUACAAGCUACGGAAUGGUGGUACAACCUGACUACUCGAACGGGUAUCCUAGCUACGCACCGAACGCCUACCAGUACAGUGGACCGUAUGCGAGUUCGCUCGGCACCACCGUCUAUCCACCGACCGUACCGACCAGCUAUCCGGCUAGUUCGAGUUCGAGUUUCGUGACACCGCCCUCACUCGGACAGCAUAUAGCGCCCCACGAUAAUCUGCUGAAGGCUGGUUCUUUCCUGUGCAGUCUGACCGGCUACCAGCGUCUCGAGCGACCUCAGUUUCCUUCACAGUCGCAGGAGCUCAAAUGUCCGACACCCGGGUGUGAUGGGUCGGGUCAUGCAACAGGGAACUACUCUUCGCACCGCAGCCUAUCCGGUUGCCCGAGGGCAUCGAAACCGAAAAGCAAACCCCGCGAUGGACAAGAAUCGGAACCACUAAGAUGUCCUAUUCCUGGAUGUGAUGGAUCUGGUCACUCUACGGGAAAGUUCCUCUCGCAUCGCAGCGCGUCCGGAUGUCCGAUUGCGUUCCGCAACAAGAUGCACAUCCUCGAGAAUGGUGGUACGAUCGAGCAGGCAAAGGCUGCGAUGGCACAGGCCGCGGCCGGGAAGUUCGAACCCUUUACCUGUCCGACGCCGGGCUGCGACGGUAAUGGGCAUGUGGACGGUACGUUCAGCACGCACCGUACGGUUGCCAGCUGCCCGACCGCACAGGGCCCGGGACAGGCACCGUCCAGCAAGAAGCCACGCUACGGUGACGCCGACAACGGUGUGCUCGGUGGACUCGGUCCGGUCGCGCCCAAAUCCUUCAACGACCUAGCGACGGGCUACAGCCAGAGCGUUAAGGGCAGCCUGAUGUCUGGUCCCGGUCCACUGCUGGUCGGGCCUCCGCCGCCUCCACCCCCGGCACAGGUCCCGCCCUCGCUGGGGGUCCUAACGUCUGGUGGUGUGCCACCAGCCGCGACGUCCGGGCUGCUCGCCGGUCUCGGUCAUCCGGUAGCGGGUGUGCACGUACACGGCGUCCCGGGUGUGCUCGGUGUAGGUGGUUCGGCCACCGUACCGAACCAUUGCGGUACGGGUACGGCCACGGAUCACCACCCUGCACCGACCGACCGGGCGGGAAAUGGUGCGAUCGCACCGAACCCAACCACCAACACGACCGGUCCGACCGAUCCAGCUGGAGGUGUCCCACCACCCGACGGGACCGGUGUCGCAUCCGACGACAUACUGGCGCUGGACGAGGAAAUAACCGAGCUUAAGCGGGAGAAUGCACGCGUCGAGCUGCAGAUGCUGCGGCUCAAGUCGAACAUAAACGCGAUGGAGUCGCAGCUGAACAACAACAACCACGAGCCGAAGCUACUCGAGAUCGGGACGCGUGGGAUCACAUGAAAUUUCCUCACGUGUUAGACCAUCGCCAGUGGCCGUUUGCUUUCCGGCACGUCCGUCUCCACAGUGACGCACGGCGCGUGAUCUCGCUCAACUACCAGAUCGCUAUGUGAACACGGUGUUUGAGUGGGUUUUGUGUGUGCAAGAACUGUUGAACAGAGUGUUGCGCUUGCGUGAGUGGAUGUGUAUGCGCGAGAGUGUGUGUGCGUGCGUAUGUGAGUGUUAGUGCGUUUCGUAUGCAUGACGUAUGGGUGUGUGUGUGAGUGUGCGUGUGUAAGAAAGUGAAGACGGAAUGACGGAAGCACACUAGGAUGGUACUAACACGGUAACUGUAAACGCUACAUCUAAAUCAAUAACACUUUCGGGACGCUUUCGAUACAAAAGGUGAUCGAGAGAUAGAGAGAGAGAGACAUCAAGAGAGAGAGAGAGUGAGAAAUAAGAGAAGAAAGUGAAAAAAUUGUGAGGAAAGAAAGGGAGUGCAAAAGAGAGAUAUAAUAUUUGCUAGCAGAAAUGAGAAUUUGCCGCGCAACUGUCACAGCAGCACUGUAGUAUCUGUCAAAUCUGUCAAAACUGUACAGAAGCACCGGCCGGUAUAAGCGAACAGCAUAACAAUAAGCGGUAGAGCAACGACAAAGAUGCAUCUGGACAUCUGGCUACCUGGAUAAGUAUACUGAGGCGUACAGGGAGAGGACGAAAGCGAAACACAGUCACACGCAUACUAUAUUGGGCCGAACUACUAAACACUAACCCAUUUACAUUGUAUACUAGAUUUUGGAAGUAAGUAUUGAACAUAUUUGAAACAGAAAGGAAAAAAAACCAAUUCAAACAAACGUGUUUUUUGCUGGUAUUAACCGUCGUUAGUCGUGUACGUAGCAUGGUCGAAGAGGCACCUGAAACAGGGCAGUCGAAGCAGAGGAAACACAGCUGAUACAUGAACGUGUGUGUCGAUUUAUAUAUAUACAUAUAACAAACAAACAAAAGACAACAAGCUACUACUACUUAGUAAGUCUCACCAUUGAAAAUCCUUGACAGUGACAGCCACACACGAACACAAUCUGAUACAACAAUCCACAAGUACACACACACACACUCAUACACAGAGUGGUUUGUACAGAUACGGGAAAAAAGGUGUGGGUGUGUGUAUGUGUAAAGUGGUACUGUAAUAUAGCGCGCCUUCCUCCUUUCUUGACAGAUUGUUGACGCGUUGAUUACUAAACGAUGACAGGAAGAGUUCUGCACUCCUGGUGUUGUCAAAAUGUAUUAAACGCUAUUGCAUUUUACUGUGUUGCAGAUUGUUUUAGCAUGAUUUCUAUCACUAUUUGAUUUCCCUCUCUUGCUCAUACUCUCUAUCAAAACACUCACACAAAACACACAUGUACACUUUUUAUUGUGAAAAUGUGGUUAAACGGGCACGUGCAAAUGUAAAUCAAGCAGAGGAUAUUAAGCUGUAAAGGGCGUUGUGGCAAGGUGAGCGUGUACGAAACAGGAUAAAUAUACACUAUAUUGCUAGAAACUAGUGGGAAAAGUGGGCGGCAGGGGUUGGGGAAAUAGAGGGAAUAGGAGUGGGAAGGGGAGGGGGGAGGACGAGUGGGAGAGGGGGAAUGGAAGCGUUUUAUCUAGUCAAAUGUGCUGUACGAACUUAUAUUUUAAAUAUUAUUGUGAAUCGUAAAUUGAUUGAAUUAUCGCAAUACAAUAAUGCAAACUUCGUAAGCAAAAUGGUGCCGAUUGAGAGAAAAAAAAGAAAAGAAAAAACAAACACAAACCUAAUCAUCAUUAUUUAAUGAAGUAGCAAAACCAUCGUGUCCGUCUGUUUGCUGGAAGCGAGCGUAACACUGUGCGCAAAUCACGGCCAGAACAAAGUUGAACAAAACGUUAGUAGAACAAACAGAACAAUAAAAAAGAAAUAAAAACAAAACGUCAAAAACAUGAAAGCAGUGCACUGAAAAUGGUAAGGUGAACAUACAAUAAAGUGACAAAAAGAAGAAAAAAAACAUUAGCAGAAUUGUAUAAAAAAAAACACGAACGAGCAAACCAACAAGUAAAUUUAAACAAUAUAUACGCUAGAGAAGGGCAGGUGCAAAAAAAAAACCGAAACACAAUAAAUACGAAACAAAAGCGCAAGGAAACGAACACAAAUUUGAAGAACAAAACGACAAGUUUGCAGAGAAAAAGGAAGAAAGAAAAAGAGAGAAAAGAACCCGAUAAGACAAGAAUUAUAAAUGGUAAAUCAGAGAAAGAAAAACAAACAAAAACCACAUGCCGCAAAACGAAAACAAACAAACAACAAAAAAUAACAAAACAAAACCAAAAAAAAACACUAUUGUAUGUAACCGGUUAUGAAUUUUAAUAAAAAGUAAAAUAACAUA